AUGACAUCGCCUGGAGAUGUCACUCCGGUGAAACCCCCGCCGUCGUUUUCCCCCGGCGCAGGGCGCAACGCAUCGAAGCCCCGGUACCCUGGUGAACAAGAUUCCAAUGUGUCCAUAGAUGCCGAGCUAGCGGAGUCUCGCUCGGUCUCCUCGCCAUCGCCAUCAAUAGCCGCUACGACCGCAGAGUUGCCUAUACGCUCAGCAUCACCUCAAGCCCGGUCGGUCCGAUCUUCCACGCCACAAUUAGCGCGAUCAUCAUUUGGUUCGCCCUUUGACGGUCGAUUCGAUGGUUCGGAAGAUGUCAGAUCAUCGAUUAUCCGGGCCUUUUCACCAACCGUUGCCAUUUAUGCAUCCGAAGAUACAGACGAGCUCGUCAAGAAUAAGGGGUUUAAAGGAGGCUUCUGGGACCUGCUUCGACCCUUUGGGGAAACCGUGACGGGCAAGGUAAUCAUUCGGGACAGUGUCGGAGCGAGUCGUGGAUGGGAGGAUUUUGGGGUGCGAUUUGUCGAUCUCAAGGACCUGGGCCGAGCAUCUGCCAGUCAAGGCCCUGGAAGAGAUUCGCCGUUGGCCCAGAUCGAGGAGGUUUUGGAGAAACAACUCAGUGUCUCUGAUGGAUCGUCUGGAACGCAAGUGCCCGGCAAGGAGGUUCUGGGCUUUCCAGCAACCACACCCUUGUCCAAGCUUUUCCUGAGGCAGCUGCUUUCUUCAACAACUGCAUCCCCCCAUGAAACAUUUGGACACCCCGUUGCAAGCGUCAUUGCCAUCAGUUCUCGCAAUAAGGCUCCUUUGGAGACUCUUCGACGGCUUUAUGCUGAAACCAACACCGGUGAACAGCGCUUGCCAGACUGGGUGCAUCAAGAAUAUCUGCGGUACUACGUAUUAGUACACGACGAAGAACGCGACGACAUCACAGAAUCAACAAAGUUGUACGAUCAAAUGAAGCGUCAUUUUGGGCUGCAUUGCCAUCUCCUUCGACUACGAAGCAGUCAGUGCGUAGUGACCGAUGACGAUAGCAUGCAAGUGCCACCCUGCGAAUGGCUGUCUCCCCAGGAACACUUGUCGGGUGUUGGAGAAGCUGAGACGCUGGUUGACUUUGGGACCGAUGGAACUCGCUACAUCUUCGACUCUGAUGUGUCUGCGAUCAAAUCAUUCAUUCGAGAGCUCACAGUCCAAUCCGUGAUACCUUUCAUGGAGAAUCGGGUGACAGUUUGGAACGAUCAGGUCGCCUCUCGCAGGCGCGGAAUCAGUGGGCGUUUCAUGUCAAUCUCGAAAAGAUGGACCGGUUUCGGGUCCAGUUCACGAUCUGGAGUAGGUGGAUCGAGCGGUGGAAACAGCGGCAACUACGACACUGAACGCAACUUCUACCGUCAAGAAACACCGGAGGCAAUUCUUCGAAAAAUGGCCGACUUCGCAUUCAUGCUUCGUGACUGGAAGUUGGCCUCGUCCACGUAUGAAAUGAUACGCUCGGACUAUGGGAACGACAAAGCGUGGAAGUAUCACGCGGGCGCCCACGAAAUGUGUGCCGUCAGCACGCUUUUGAACCCGCUGGCCAUGUCCGCCAAAAUCAAGCUGGAGAGCAUCGAUCAAAUGUUCGAAACGGCGUGUUACUCUUAUCUCACACGCUGCUCCGAUGCAACGCAUGCGUUGCGGUGCUUAGCUUUGGCUGUGGAGCUGCUCAAGUCUCGGGGUGGGUCGGCGACUGAAAGUGCUGCCAGAUGGGCCAUGCGGGUCAUGGACUUUGGCUUGGUCGGCUCCGUUGGCCAAAUUCUCUUCAUGGAGCGAGUCGCCGCGUGCUAUGCUUCGAAGACACCAGUUGGCGGGGCGAAAUGGGGAGCACGUCGGAGGAAGGCCGGGAUGUGGAGUCUUCUGGCUGCUGAUCAGUGGCUGCAGGCUGGCCGGCCCACCCUCGCUUCCGCGUGUCUGGAAGAAGCCGAACGCCUGUAUGCUGAUGUGCUGGAGGUCGACGGUGUCUUUCCAAUGCCGGAAAUGCAAAGCUUCGUCGACAACUUGCGCCGCGCUGUCACUAGCGAGUACCUUCACACGCGAGGUUUUGCCAGCGAGGACGGACCAGCGACCGAGAGCGCAGUGAGCACUGAGGAAUUCAGCGAGAAGCUGGAUAAACGCAAGCACCGGCGUUCGCUCAUGGGCAUCCCCUCCCCCCUGGAUGCUGGGCACCUCACAGGUGGCGGUCCGAGAGAGCCAGAUGACCAACCUAAUGAUGACUUUGAACGAGCAUAA
Messenger RNA from Penicillium oxalicum, 2238 nucleotides. Its product is annotated as TRAPP III-specific subunit 85 family protein. Gene Ontology annotation, cellular component: TRAPPIII protein complex; cytoplasmic vesicle; phagophore assembly site. The transcript is spliced from 2 exons. Lineage: Eukaryota; Fungi; Ascomycota; Eurotiomycetes; Eurotiales; Aspergillaceae. Bases 1 to 2238 code for a protein of 745 amino acids. Gene Ontology annotation, biological process: protein localization to phagophore assembly site; endoplasmic reticulum to Golgi vesicle-mediated transport. The record is from RefSeq and is a predicted model, not a curated record.